GUGAACAUCAUCAUCAGGAAGAACUCACUACAUACAUCUCAUGUCAUCGUCAGAGCCAGCACAAGACGGACCACCCAAGUUCAAACUAGCACAAGAGAGGGAACUAUACAAAUAUCUUAACCCCAACGAAGUUUUUCAACCUGGCCCAAGCGUCCCAACACCUGAGGAUGCACAGAAUCAACAUACUGCCUAUGUUCCCCGAUGCUCGCCAGAUACCGCCUUGACAGCCUUCGCCCAGUUAGGGGUUCUAAGGUUGAAGGCUCAACGUGCCUUGAUUUCGCUCUUCGGUCGGGACCAACAUUAUGUCCUGGCAGAGGCCACUCAAACACUCAGUCUUCAAGAUCAUACGGUGGAGAAUGAUCGAGAUGCCUUAUGGUUGGGUUGCUGCGCUGUCCCCUCGGGGGAUGGAAUAUGUCAACAAGUCGCUUCCCUACCGCGAUCGAAAUCAGAGGAAGACAAACAUGUGGUGGAAGGCGGCAUAUACAUGGUACCCGAUCUGCGCCAGUAUGAUCGGUUUAACCAGUUGAAUAUGGUCACCGGGUCUCCCAAAGCAAGGUUCUACGCAGGCGCCCCCAUCAUCAGUCCCAAAGGGAUCACCAUCGGAUCCUACUGCAUUAUCGAUGACGAGCCACGAUCCGGAUUGGACGCCCCGUCGAUAAAGUUCCUGCAAAAUAUGGCAUCGACUGUCAUGACGCACUUGGAGAUGGCCCGAUGCAAAGCGGAACAUCAUCGUGCGGAGAGAAUGAUUGUGGGGUUCGGAAGUUUUGUGGAGGGUAAGGCUACGCUUCGCAAGGAAUGGGUACAGGACACUGGACUACACCUGAAUGGUCAGCAACAUGACGAAGGCCAUCUGAAUAUCCUGCAGCAAAAUGCACAAAUCAAAUCCGGUCUGCUCACAACUGUCCAUACUCGCCCGUCAUCCCCGCCGCUGCAGUCACAAGCAUCUCCACGAAAUGGUUCUGAGCAAUUGGUAUCCCCCGACUUGUCUAGUGUACCCUCGCCGAGCCUCUCCCCGGGACCAUUUUCCUCGUCAACAACCCAGUCCGACAAGGGUUCAGACGCCAGUAUCGAUCAGAUAUCAAAUCUCAACAAAGCCGAAACACAAACUAGUUUCUCCAUCCGAAGCACGGCAUCGACCGAAAAUCUACAAGACGACAUGCUGUCUACCGGAGUUCGACAAGUCUUUUCGCGAGCAGCUAACAUCAUCCGGGAGUCGAUAGAAGUCGAAGGUGUCGCGUUCUUCGACGCGAGCAUCGGGUCUUAUGGUGGUCUCGUCAGCGACACGAAGCGAAAGGGCCCAGCCUCAGAUAGCGGUACUUUGGAAAGCUCCAUGGGCAGCAGCGACGAUAGCACCGGAUCUGAUUCUCAGAAAAGCUCUACCGCAUCAUCCGGGAAGGACACUAUCCCAGAGAAUACAACCUUGUGUGAAAUCUUAGGCUUCUCGACUUCGGCCACAUCCAGUAUCAAUGAUGAAUCAAAAGGAAGACUUGCCCUCCGGGAAGUAUUGUUGAAGACGCUUCUGCGGCGUUAUCCACAGGGCAAGAUUUUCAACUUCAGUGAAGAGGGAUCGAUGUCCUCGGAUGAAAGCAGUGAUGGACCCUGGAAUAGCUCGUUAGACCGUGAGGGUUCAAAUAUUGUCAACGCCGACCUCAUUGGUAAAAGAACAAGAGGAAGCCGGAAAAAGACGCGCAGCGCCACGCUCAAAGAGGAUGGAAAUAUCCUCAUUCGACUCUUCCCGGGAGCUCGCAGUAUCGCUCUCCUGCCGAUGUGGGAUUCCCACCGAGCUCGAUGGUUCUCAGGCGCUCUAGUAUGGACAAACACACCUCGACGCGUCUUCACGUCCGAGACUGAGCUCACGUACCUGUCGGCCUUUGGAAAUAGUAUCAUGGCGGAGGUGCAUCGUCUGGAUGUCGAGAUGUCGGAAAAUGCGAAAACAAAUCUGGUCAGCAGCAUCUCGCACGAGUUACGAAGUCCUCUCCAUGGCAUUCUUGGCACGUCAGAAAUACUUCGAGACACGGCGAUGAACGCACUUCAACACGGAUUGGUACACACUAUUGAAUCGUGUGGGCGGACAUUGUUGGAUACGAUCAACCAUUUGCUGGACUUUUCGAAGAUAAACAAUUUCCGAAAGGAAGGAGGCAACAAAGGCAUCCAAAAACGGAAAAUCCCUACAAGACGACACAAAACCACGGACCCAUCACCUCAUAGUAUGAAGCCUUCACGACGGACACGGCAUAGUGGGAUGAUUAGUCUGAAGUCUGAUAUUCAGCUGGAUGCCGUUCUGGAAGAGGUAAUGGAAAGUGUCUUUGCGGGCUAUAGUUUCUACCACACCCCACAAAGAUCAAUGACGAUAGACCGUCCGAACCCCAUGGCACUCGACGUAUUGGGGACUGUCCAGCAACCGAGUCAGGUCAGCAUCAUCCUGGAUAUCGACGAAGCUGCGGAGUGGAGAUUCUCCACCCAAAUAGGUGCCUGGCGCCGCAUCAUGAUGAACAUUUUCGGCAACGCCCUAAAGUACACCAACACUGGCUUUAUCUUAGUGAAGUUAACGGCAUCACCCGUCACUCCUACCAAAGACGCCGUGCCCGGAGGUCCUUCUGAUUUCAAGGUGACCCUGACGGUCAAGGACACGGGUAUCGGGAUGAGCAUGGAGUAUCUGCAGAAUAGUUUGUUCACUCCAUUCACACAAGAAGACCCCCUUGCCCCUGGAAACGGACUCGGGUUCAGCAUUGUUCACCAUGCGGUUUUGUCCAUGGGUGGUCAUAUCGAAGUCAGUUCACUCCGGGGUCGUGGUACUGAAGUCUCUAUUGAAGUUACUCUUACCCACGUGCCCGCUCAAAGUGCCAAAUUGAGUCCCUCCGAACCAGAGCCCAUUUUGAAAAUGAAACACAUUACACAUGGCGCGACCCUGGGACUCUUGGAGCUGGGAUCACCUGACAUAUCCGAUCGCGAUGCAAUUCUCUGUACCUCUUUGGAGAAAUUGUGCAAGAACUGGUUUGACAUGGAUGUACAUAUCCUGACUCCAACGGACGCUUCUUCCCCCUCAUGCGAUUUUUAUGUUGCAGUGCAGACUGAUGCCGAUUCAGUGAACACUUGGGAAUCGUGGUUGUCAAAAACCCAGAACCAUUCCCAUGGCAAUGUCAGGAAUCGAAGAAUUCCGAUUGUGGUGAUUUGUCGGUCGCCAGAGGCAGCACAUCUUAUGUUUGUUGCAGCAAAUCAAUCGAACCAAGAGGCUGUUGUCGAAUUUAUCAGCCAGCCAUGUGGCCCGCGCAAGUUGGCCAAAGCAUUUGACAUUUGCAUCAAGCGACAACAAGGUCAGGAACCUCCGACUGGAGGUGACUCUAAUAUUCAUCAACCUCGGGGAAAGAAAGCGUUCCAGUUGACGAACUCAUCUCCGGUUUCCAAGGAGGAUAUCGGAACACAACGUGAAGACGAUGAGAUUGAUUUCCAAAAACACAAAGCAGGAAAAAAGGCGAUAGAUGAUGAAUAUCGCAAGUUGGACGAAAUGGAAGACUCACGACAACCUGAGGACACUUAUGUUUCUCAAACUGAAAGUGAUGCCAUUACUUUGCCAAUCCGAGAAGGAUUGCCCAAGACAGAGGAGCCGACGCUCACAGUCUUGUUGGUUGAAGACAAUGAUAUUAAUUUGCAGAUAUUGGUUGCACAUAUGAAGAAAGAAGGAUACAGGUACACGAUUGCCCGCGAUGGUUUGGAGGCUUUCAACACCUUCAAGGCCCACCCUAGAAAGUUCGGAGUGGUCCUGAUGGAUAUCUCCAUGCCUAUAAUGAAUGGGUUCGAAUCUACUCGGCUUAUUCGCAAGGCCGAGCGAGAAUAUCAGAACACGCUCGAUAUUUCAGCGAAAGAAUCAUUCAAACCUGCGACUAUUGUCGCUAUGACCGGCCUUGCCAGUGCUAGUGCCCAAAACGAAGCUUAUGGGUCAGGAAUGGACCUCUUUUUAUCGAAACCGAUCCGACGAAAAGAAUUAUUCGCGGUAUUGAAUGAGAGAAGCCUAGGCGAGGUCAAGAAACCCUCUCAAUGAUAUGAUAUAACACAAUAAUGGCUGUCAUGAUGUAUUUUUUGUUGACAAGUAUAUAUAUACGAUUUUACUUGUUUUGUGUUUGUGUUUAUUUUUGGUUUCAAUUUUACCCUUGUACGCGGACUGAGACUAAGAACCAUGCCGGCCGCAAAAGUCCGGCGCACCUUGCCAUGAAGCAAGACAAAAACAUCAGAGUUUCCCGAUAUUUCCC
Penicillium samsonianum is the source of this 4247-nucleotide messenger RNA. Its product is annotated as putative sensor histidine kinase/response regulator. Gene Ontology annotation, biological process: phosphorylation; phosphorelay signal transduction system. The transcript is spliced from 3 exons. The record is from RefSeq and is a predicted model, not a curated record. Gene Ontology annotation, molecular function: phosphorelay sensor kinase activity. Lineage: Eukaryota; Fungi; Ascomycota; Eurotiomycetes; Eurotiales; Aspergillaceae. The coding region runs from base 41 to 4039 and encodes 1332 amino acids.